CCCCGCAGCGUGUAGAGAGAUCUGCCCUCCGCCUACUUCCCUAGCAGCAGUGCGGAGAUCACCACAGCUCCACUUUUCACCUCCUGCUCGUCUUUAAGUACCGCUACACACUCAUCCCUUUUCACACCGGCCGCCUUCUCCAGGCAUGGCAGACGGCCCUGUCCCAUCAUGGCAGUGCGACAUUACACCCUCGACUUCAAGCUCUCUGCACCAGCUGACCAUUCUGCAACUAUUCGUGGCCUGCAGUCUAUAUUUCAAGAGCAGGAAAUGACAGAAACUGUUCAUGACACAGAGGGACAUGGAUACUUGGCCACAUUUAUGGGCAAGAAUGGCAGGCUUGCUAUCCUGAGACUGCACUCUCAUGGUCUGGUGACUUUUGACCUGCAGUGUUGUGAAGGAGAUGAUUUAGCACAAGUGGACAAUCUACUGAAUGCACUGGAGAAGAAGCUGAACACCCUGCUACAGGGAACUAUCCAGAGGGUGAAGAGGCUCCCUGCGCUGCAGCGAGGGGGAGAGGUGGACCGGUACUGGCCGACAGCUGAUGGCAGGCUCGUAGAAUACGAUAUCGAUGAAGUCGUGUUUGAUAAAGACUCUGCUUACCAAAACAUCAAAAUCCUGCACUCUCAGCAGUUUGGAAAUAUCCUCAUCCUCAACGGGGACGUUAAUUUAGCAGAAAGCGAUUUGCCCUACACACAGGCCAUCAUGGGCAAUGGCAGAGAGCAUUAUGCUGGGAAAGAGAUUCUGAUCCUGGGUGGAGGAGAUGGAGGCAUCCUUUGUGAAGCAGUCAAGCUCAAACCAAAGAUGAUCACCAUGGUGGAAAUAGACCAGAUGGUGAUUGACGCAUGCCGGACGCACAUGAGGAAGACUUGUGGGAAUGUUCUGGAUAACUUGAAAGGGGAUUGUUAUGAAGUUUUGGUAGAGGACUGUGUUCCAAUACUUAAGAAGUUUGUAGAAGAGGGAAGGACAUUUGAUUAUGUCAUCAAUGACCUAACUGCAAUCCCCAUUUCUACAGCACCUGAGGAGGAGUCAAUGUGGGAAUUCCUGAGGCUCAUACUUGAUCUAUCCAUCAAAGUUCUACGACCUACUGGCAAGUACUUCUCCCAGGGUAACUGUGUGAAUCUCACUGAGGCACUUAGUGAGUAUGAGGGGUUGCUGAGAAGGCUUUCAUGCAAGGUGGAUUUCUCCAAAGAAGUGGUGUGUGUUCCUUCCUACCUAGAGUUGUGGAUAUUCUACACCAUUUGGAAGAAAUGACACCCUGCAUGCUGAAGCCUCGCCCUUCGAUGCACUGAGGGGACACAUGCACACAUUUCUCCAUGCACUGUUUUACUGUCCCUCUGUGCCCUCCUUUUUUUAUUAGAUGCCAGUUUUUGUUUUCAUUUUUGAAAUCACACAAUGAUUGUAUGUUUGUUUUUAGUUUGUUAGAAGGUGUACUGUGUGGUUGUUCUACGUUGACCCCUUUAGCGACCACUGUGGCCCUGUGUGUGUGGACGGGGAGAAGACAGGACGCUGCAGAUGACACUGAAACCUGGAGGGGAAUUAAGCAAGUUUUCCAUCUCGGAGUGCAGUGAACAAUCAGACAACCAGCUGUUUCUGAUUUUAUGAUAAAUUAUGCUUUUUGCUGUAGCUUUAUUGAUUGUUUUUGUGUGUGUGUGUGUGCGUGGGAGGGAGGGGGGGGGUGUUUGCCUCCCUUUUGUUACUAAGCUUUGAGUGUGAUUUGACCCACUGGAAAGUUAAUAGCAGUGUUGAUGCUGAAGGUGCUCCACUUAGGAUCCUUUCUGUUCAAUCACACAUGUUAAAAGGGAAAAGCGUUCUGCAGUAGCAGAGUUUGAUUUAGGUUUCUUUUGCUGAACUGUGAAUAUUGUUUUAUUUUAUUUUUUUAAAUGAUUUUUACCUUCAAGUUGAAGUUUUCUGUGCGUUUGCCACAUGCGCUCGAAGGAAAGAGGCUGAAUGUAGUUCCCACUUAUUUACAUUCAUGAUCCAUAUUAAGGUGUUUCAUUGACCUUAUUUAUUUGAUUUAGAUUUCAUUUCAGCAAAUACACAAUAAUCUUGCUCUGAAUAAAAAACAACACUGAGGCCAUCAGAGUGAUAAACAUCUAUUAAAGAAAUUUGGA
Molecule: messenger RNA, 2111 nt
Organism: Hemibagrus wyckioides
Lineage: Eukaryota; Metazoa; Chordata; Actinopteri; Siluriformes; Bagridae
Gene: sms
Product: spermine synthase
Exons: 11
Coding region: 169-1251 (360 amino acids)
Biological process (GO): spermine biosynthetic process
Molecular function (GO): spermine synthase activity
Source: RefSeq, a predicted model, not a curated record